AUGACAAAGAUUCAAGUCGAGAGCCAAGGAGAACGAGGAGAAGUUAUAGAGAUUGGAGGCCUCAAAAGCUAUGCCAGUGGCCCUAAUGACUCCGAUACUGCCGUCAUAUUGGCUUCAGAUGUUCAUGGAUAUGGCGUUCCCCACUUGAGGAAUAUAGCUGAUAAAAUUAGUGCAGCUGGAUUUUAUACUUUGGUCCCUGACUUUUUCAAUGGAGAUCCUUUUGUUUCAGAUCAACCUAAUAAACCUUUCCAAGAUUGGCUCAAAAAACACCCCGCUGAAAAGGCAAUUAAAGAUGCAAAUAAAUUUGUUAAAGCUUUACGAAAGAAAGGAAUAAAAAAAAUUGGAGCUGCAGGUUUCUGUUGGGGAGGCAAGGUUGCUGUGGACCUCUCGAAGCCACCUUCUGUUCGAGCUGUUGUGUUGUUACAUCCCACAUACAUCAAUGUGACAGAUAUUCAGGGUGUUAAUGCUCCAAUUGCAAUUCUUGGAGGUCAGAAUGACACUCUGGUUCCACCAUCUCUUAUCAAACAAUACGAGUCCGCUUUGAACGCAAGGCAUAAGGUUGAGAGCUUUGUAAAGAUAUUUCCGGGAGUUAAACAUGGUUGGACCUUAAAGUAUAACGAUACAGACAAAGCUGCUGUGAAGAUGGCAGAAGAGGCUCACAAGGACUUGUUGAGUUGGUUUGUUAAGUAUAUCAAAUAA
Striga hermonthica is the source of this 699-nucleotide messenger RNA. NCBI's taxonomy places the organism in Eukaryota, Viridiplantae, Streptophyta, Magnoliopsida, Lamiales, Orobanchaceae. The record is from the annotation of a GenBank genome assembly.